AUGGCAGAAAAAGACAUAGAAAAACUCCUUACCUCAAAAGAGGUUGUUGAAAAAAAAGUGAGAACGAAGUGGUCUCCAGACGAGGAGACGAGACUGAUUUCGGCCGUCCUUGAUCGCGAGGAUGCCCUAUUCGGCGAUUUUAAGGGCACCGGGGCGAAAUCUGGUCAGGCGAAGCGGAGGCAGGGCUGGGAGGAAGUCGCAGAUGUGUUGAAUGCACAAUUCACUAACAGCAAGAGAACACCAGAGGAGUGCAGAAAAAAGUAUAACAAUGCGAAACAAAGGAGUAAGUGA
Messenger RNA from Saccostrea cuccullata (small rock oyster), 291 nucleotides. RefSeq lists its product as uncharacterized. NCBI's taxonomy places the organism in Eukaryota, Metazoa, Mollusca, Bivalvia, Ostreida, Ostreidae. The transcript is spliced from 2 exons. The coding region runs from base 1 to 291 and encodes 96 amino acids. The record is from RefSeq and is a predicted model, not a curated record.